This is a messenger RNA of Adineta steineri, 918 nucleotides long. The record is from the annotation of a GenBank genome assembly. NCBI's taxonomy places the organism in Eukaryota, Metazoa, Rotifera, Eurotatoria, Adinetida, Adinetidae.
AUGAUGAAUUUUUCAACAAGUGAAAUAAGUAGUAAUCGAACAGAUUAUAGUAUUAUUGCUCCUAUAUCGAUGAUUUUUUCUGGAACUUCAAUUAUUAUCACUUCAUUUAUAUUAAUUAUUGUUCUAUUAAAAAAACAAUUACAUACCGUUACUCGUUUAUUAAUUUGUAAUACAUGUUUAGCAUCAUUAUUAUAUUGUAUUGUUCAAUGUAUAAAUUAUAUUUAUCUUUUAUUAAUAAAAUCUGAUAAAAGCAAUCAAUCAUGUCGAUGGCGUGGUUAUUUUGGAUAUAUGUCUAUAGUUGCUUUUAUUUAUUCUUAUGUAUUACAAGUUAUAUCACGAUUAUUUUUUAUUGUUUUCUAUACGAAAUAUCGAUGGUUAAUAACAUAUAGAAUACAUUCAUAUUUGAUUAUUUUUGGAUGGACAAUUAUUUUUAUUCUUCCAUUACCAGCAAUUUUAACAAAUAAUAUCUAUUUUCGUGAAGGUGAACUUUGUUGGGUAACAAAAGAAUAUACAUUACAUUCUUUUUAUAUUAUUAUUGCAGAUUAUCUAAUACCAAUUCUAUUAAUUAUUAUUAUGAAUAUUAUUAUAUUUAUUCGAAUUUAUUUAAGUAGAAUAAAUACGACAAUACAAUAUAAUAGAAGAAGAAAAGAACGUGAUUUUAGAUUAUUUUAUAAUAUAAUGAUAUCAUUCAGUGUCUAUUUUCUUGGAGGAGUGCCAAUUAUGAUCUACAUGUUUACAGAUAUUGAAUUUUUCUAUUCUAUAGGUGUUAUUUCUGUAACAUUUGCUGUAACAAUGGAAAAAUUAGUUUUAAUAUAUCUUGAUCGUGAAAUUCGAAAUCUUUUAAAAGAUUAUUUUUAUCAAAAUAACAUUAAAGUUACGCCAAUAAUAAUAUUCAAUGCUGCUCCUAUUAUUCAAUAA